Molecule: messenger RNA, 1994 nt
Organism: Solea senegalensis (Senegalese sole)
Lineage: Eukaryota; Metazoa; Chordata; Actinopteri; Pleuronectiformes; Soleidae
Gene: glb1l2
Product: galactosidase beta 1 like 2
Exons: 19
Coding region: 131-1948 (605 amino acids)
Biological process (GO): carbohydrate metabolic process
Cellular component (GO): vacuole
Molecular function (GO): beta-galactosidase activity
Source: RefSeq, a predicted model, not a curated record
GGCCAGCCAGCACUGUUCUCUUUUCAGAUGCUCUCUGCUACGCUCAGCUUUGACAUACAGCUUUGACAGGAAUUCUGCAUUUGGGACUAUCAUUCACACCUUGUUCCCACACCACCUUGAAGAGAGAAGAAUGAGCUGUACAGAGGGUCUGAGGGCCAGCUCCUCUCAGUUUACUCUGGGUGGAAAGCCUUUCCGCAUCCUUGGAGGCUCAGUCCAUUACUUCCGCGUCCCCCAAGCCUACUGGAAGGACCGGCUGAUGAAGAUGAAGGCCUGUGGCCUCAAUACUCUCACAACAUAUGUGCCUUGGAACCUUCAUGAGCCCGAGAGAGGCACAUUCAACUUCCAGGGACAGUUGGACCUCAGGGCCUAUGUCGGUUUAGCAGCAGAGAUGGAUCUCUGGGUCAUCCUGCGGCCCGGACCUUACAUUUGUGCUGAAUGGGAUUUGGGUGGCUUGCCGAGCUGGCUGUUGCAAGAUGAAGACAUGCAGCUGAGAACAACUCAUCCUCAAUUUGUAGAUGCAGUUAACCUCUACUUUGACAAGCUUGUCUCAGUCAUUAAACCACUGAUGUUUGAAGAAGGAGGCCCAAUCCUUGCAGUGCAAAUUGAGAACGAGUAUGGAUCAUAUGCAAAAGAUGAGAAAUACUUACCCUUUAUAAAAAACUGUCUCCAGUCCAGGGGGAUCAAUGAGCUACUGAUGACUUCAGAUAACUGGGAGGGCUUGAGAUAUGGAGGAGUUGAGGGAGUUUUAAAAACAAUAAAUCUUCAGAGACUGUCCUUUGGAGCGAUUCAACACUUGGCUGAUAUGCAACCCCAGAAACCUCUGAUGGUGAUGGAGUAUUGGUCUGGGUGGUUUGAUGUCUGGGGAGAGCAUCACCAUGUGUUCCAUGCUGAGGACAUGCUGGCUGUGGUGUCAGAAAUCCUGGAGAGAGGUGUUUCCAUCAAUCUCUACAUGUUUCAUGGGGGAACCAGCUUUGGCUUCAUGAAUGGUGCGAUCGACUUUGGUGCAUACAAACCUCAGGUCACCAGUUAUGAUUAUGAUGCUCCUUUAUCUGAGGCUGGUGACUGCACCCUAAAAUAUCAACUCUUGAGGAAUUUAUUCAGCCAGUACCACUCUGGAACCCUUCCAGAAGUGCCAUCUCCUCAAGGAAGGCGAGCAUAUGACCCUGUUGUCAUCCAGCAGCACCUGUCACUGUGGGACAGCCUGCACCUCAUUGACAAGCCAUGCAGGUCAGAGUUGCCGGUGAACAUGGAGAAUCUACCUGUCAAUAACAACAAUGGUCAAUCAUAUGGUUACACACUGUAUGAAACCACCAUCAGCAGUGGAGGAACCCUGAACUCCAGGAACAACAUCAGAGACAGAGCACUGGUUUUUGUGGACAGACAGUACUGUGGUAUUUUGGACUACAAGACUCACGAGCUGACACUACCUGACGCAAAGGGAGAAAAGGUGAUGAGUUUGCUUGUGGAGAACUGUGGAAGGGUGAACUAUGGGAAAGCCAUCAAUGAACAGCGCAAAGGAAUUGUAGGAGACAUUCUGUUGAAUCAUGUCCCCUUAAGAGGAUUUACCAUCUUCUGCUUAGACAUGAAGCCAGGCUUUAUUAAAAGAUUAAUUCAGUCUGGUCAUUGGAAGUCUGACUCCCAGUCGUCCUCCGUUCCAGGAUUUUUCCAGGCCAGUCUUCAUGUGAAUGGGCCUCCCACAGACACCUUCCUCAGGCUACAUGGCUGGGGUAAAGGAGUUGUGUUUGUCAAUGGGCAGAACCUUGGACGUCACUGGUUCAUUGGUCCUCAGCAUUUCCUUUACCUCCCAGGACCUUGGCUCAGAACUGGAGAAAAUCUGAUCAUUGUUUUUGAGGAACAAACAGCGGACGAAAAACUACUGUUUGCUGAAAACCCUGACCAUGGAAAGACAACUGAUGUUUACAAACUCCCCUUCUGCACACUGUUGUGAAAAUAAAUGUAUCAACAACAAAUAACUCAAGAGACAAAUAACAAAU